Molecule: messenger RNA, 723 nt
Organism: Camelina sativa (false flax)
Lineage: Eukaryota; Viridiplantae; Streptophyta; Magnoliopsida; Brassicales; Brassicaceae
Source: RefSeq, a predicted model, not a curated record
AUGGAUCCUAGAAACCUUAAUCGUAAUCCACAGACAUAUUUUGUUGAUCUUAUGAAUUCUCAAAAAGACUCUAACUCCCCAGAUAAUCCGAUUCUUCCAAAUACAUUCUCUUCUCAGCCUCUCCACUUUACCCAAACCCUCUCUUCUCAGCCUGUCAACUUUACCCAAACCCUCUCUUCUCAGCCUGUAAACUUUGGUCCUGGAUUCUCUUCUCAGCCGUUUCACUUUAGGCCGGCAUCUGAAGAUGAUGAUUGUGUCGAGGUUGAGGUUGAUGAGGAUGAAGAAGACGAAGGGACUGGAAGAAUAAAGCGGUGGACUGCAGAGGAGGAUGUUAACCUCAUAAGCGCUUGGUUAAACACAAGCAAGGAUCCAGUUGUAAGUAAUGAGCAGCGGCUUCAAAGUUUCUGGAAGAGGGUUGCUGCCUACUACAAAGCUAACUAUGGGUCAUCUGUUUCAAAUGCAAGAGGGCCUACACAAUGUAAGGCUAGGUGGAGCAAGAUAAACCAUGGAGUCAAUAAGUUUGUGGGCUGUUACGCACAAGCGAGUUCAAGAAGAAAGAGUGGAGAAUCAGAAGAUGAUGUAUUGAGCAUGGCGUAUGAGCUUUACAAGAACGACAAGGGCAAGCCAUUUCUGCUAGGACAUUGCUGGAGGGAACUGAAGCAUGAUCAGAAAUGGAUCACGGAGGAGUGUAGCCAUAAGCGGACUAAACUCGCUUCAGAUUGA